Mycotypha africana is the source of this 318-nucleotide messenger RNA. Its product is annotated as transcription regulator HTH, apses-type DNA-binding domain-containing protein. Gene Ontology annotation, biological process: positive regulation of transcription by RNA polymerase II. Gene Ontology annotation, cellular component: nucleus. Gene Ontology annotation, molecular function: DNA-binding transcription factor activity; sequence-specific DNA binding. The record is from RefSeq and is a predicted model, not a curated record. NCBI's taxonomy places the organism in Eukaryota, Fungi, Mucoromycota, Mucoromycetes, Mucorales, Mycotyphaceae. The annotation marks the transcript as partial. The transcript is spliced from 2 exons.
CAAAAACCACGUAUAUCUACCUCUCUGUGGGAUGAUAAAGGCACUUUAUGCUUUCAAGUCGAUGUCAAAGGCAUUUGCGUUGCUCGACGUCAAGAUAAUGAUAUGAUUAAUGGUACAAAACUACUGAAUGUGACAGGUAUGUCACGGGGUAAGCGCGAUGGCAUACUCAAGAAUGAAAAAGGACGCGUCGUUGUCAAGGUCGGAGCGAUGCAUUUAAAAGGUGUUUGGGUGACUUUUGCGAGAGCCAAGACGUUGGCGAUCCAAUACAACAUUUAUGAUUUACUCUAUCCUUUGUUUGUGGAUGAACCCGCUCUUUAU